AUGACUUCGUCUAUGCAACAUGGCAACGCCGAUCAAAGCGACAAUUCAUAUCUAUCAUAUUUUGAAUCGGAUGCCGGAUCAAACGAGCUUGGUAAUACUGCCUUCAGAGACCUUGUGUCUGUCCCACAAACACUGACGGUCCAAACAUGGGAAGAGAUGAAACAAACGGAGGACUACCUGGCAGCUGAACUGUACAAAUUGACCACGCAAGAGCGAGAAAAAGCGCUGGAAGAUAUUCAUUGUGUUGGUGAAGGGCUAAGCGAGACUCCUGAAAUGAUGGAGAAGCUACUUGAAGAGUUCGAUCAAAUGGUGCGGCAAGUACAAAACCCAAUAUACCAAAUGGCCGUGAAUCAGAACAGAGACUAUGUAGAAGAUCCUUACUUUCGAUUGAGGUUUCUGAGAUACAAUAUGCACGAUGUGAACCUAGCUGUUAAGCAGAUGAUGGACUUUUUGAAGCACAAAGCAACCUAUUUUGGUAUGGACAAGCUUUCUCGGGAAAUCACUUUAGAUGACUUCAAUGAUGAAGAUAUGGAGCUGCUAUUGUCGGGCCUGUACCACAUUCAAAAGGAGACCGAUAGAAAUGGGCGGAAUGUACUAUAUGUGAUGAGUGAUGUGCUUGGGAGAUGCAAUAUUGAGAACCUGAUACAUGUUGCGUACUACAUGUACAAUAGUAUAUUGAUUCCAAUUCAUGAUGUGCAAAUGAAAGGUGUUUGCUGUGUCUACUAUGAUAUGACAAAACAAGGGGAGCAGUGUGCAAUGCCUGGCGUCAACUUCAUGCGGACAUUCACAAAUGUGUUGAUGUCCUUUCCACUUCGGCAAUCUGCGUUUCACGUGUGUUUGCAUCCUGAAAGGUUGGAUUUGACGCUAACCAAUACUCUCCUCAGCUACAUAUUCAAGCAACUUUCAAGCUACGCACGCGUAAGAACUCGUCUAUUGUAUGGCACUGACAUGGAAAUACAGCACACUCUUCGAUCCCACGGUGUGUCUAUGGAAAGCUUUCCUGUUGAUACCGAUGGCAAUAUCCGAAAGGAGAUAUUGAAUGCCUGGUUCUAUGCGCACAAGAAGGAAGUCGAAGCCAAAAAGCCUCCUGCUGCCUCUGCCUUCUUACAGCAAGGAGCAGAGGUUUCUCACCUUGACCAUAUUGCGCAAGAGUUACGAGUGCAAGAUUUGGGUUGGGAGCUCAUCGAUUCACCGAAAUCAGUAGCUGAAUCCAAUCUUGACCACGAUGCGCAAGACUCAAGUACACAAGAGUCAGGUGGGGAGCUCUUCGAUUCACCGAAAUCUUUAGCAGACUCCAAUCUUGACCACGAUGCGCAAGAGUCAAGUGCAAAAGCCUCAAGCGGGGGGCCCAUCGCUUCAGCUCAAUCAAUAGGAGACUCCAAUCUUGACCGCAGUGACGCGCAAGAAUCAAGUGCACAAGCGUCAGCAGCUUCUACUCAAUCACUAGGAGACUCUAAUUUUGACCCCAAUGCGCAAGAAUCAAGCGCACAAAAGUCUGCCGGAAAGCCCUUGACUUCAGCUCGAUCAGUAGGGGUCUCUAAUCUUGACUAUAGUGCCGCGCAAGAGUCAAAAUCGCAAGAGGCAGCUGCCGCGGGAACUGACCAAAGCGGUUCUGCAGUUAGUCAUCCUGGCGAGGAUGGAGGCAAUCAGAGGCCAUCGGUCGUCCCUUCGCCUCAAGAUGUCCUGUUAGGUCGCGGUUGGCCGGUACAGAACCAUGAAGGCAACAAACGAUUUCGAUCUUUUCUGGAAGGGUACAGUGAUGAAUACGACAACGCUGCUCGGUUACGGAAGCGGCAAAUUGCAGGAGAUUUGGUCCAUUUACUUCGCGGACGCGGGGUCCGCUUUUUGAAGCAAACUGAAACUGGUGAAUGGAUACUCAGUUCGUUUGAAGAUGCAGAGAAGAAGGUUGGUCAACUGUUCCGAACGCUGCGCAAGACGAACCCAUCUUGA
This is a messenger RNA of Cylindrotheca closterium, 1950 nucleotides long. The record is from the annotation of a GenBank genome assembly. NCBI's taxonomy places the organism in Eukaryota, Bacillariophyta, Bacillariophyceae, Bacillariales, Bacillariaceae.